AAAGAGAGCUUUUUUUGUGCUUUAAAUACUUAACAACUUCCACGAGGGGCAUUUAGCAUGUUUGCAAAUUCAUGCCGCUGGUUAAGUUUCUACACACAUAGUUUUGACUAUUAUGUGUUGUUUAGAACAAACAACCCUCGCUCCAUUUUCUUCUUUCAAGAAGAUGUUGAAAUAUCGGUGCCGUUCAAGUUGCUAAGAGUUUUGGCUUUUGUUCCAUCUUCAUUUCUUCAAAGAGUGCCAACACACUUAAAGGAUUUAAUGUUUUUGAGAUAUCUAUUUGUAACAGAAUGGUUUGAGGGUCUUGAUUGUGUAGUGUCAACCAAUAGAGACUUGCAGACACUUGUUGUUUCAAGUAAAGAAUCCCAACCUGGAGCACCCACUCUCCAUUUGCCUUGUACAAUUUGGGAGUCGCCACGGUUACAACAUCUUGAACUUGGCAAUUCGUAUGUGAUUGAUCCUCCAAGUGUGGUUAAAGAUAACAUGCAAACAUUGUCUUGGGUGAAUCCAUCUCAUUGCAGAAAGGAAGUGUAUUACAGAUUUCCAAACAUUAAAAAAUUAAAAAUUUUCUGCAAAGAAGACUUGGAACCUAGUCAUGAGACUGGUAGAUCUUGCAACAAUCCCAUUAUUCUGGAUAAUCUUGACUAUUUGGUAAGGCUAGAGACGUUAUCAAUUUUAGUUUCAGCAGGCUGUGCUGUUACUCGUCCAGAACAACCCAUAUUUCCUUUACAAUUUAAGAAGUUGAGGCUGAAUGGCACUAAUUUUUGCAAGAGGGAUUUAGCUUUAAUUGGAAUGUUGCCUCAACUUGAGGUCCUCAAGUUAGAAAAUGCUUUCCAUGAGAAAAUAUGGAAAGUAGAUGAAGGAGGAUUUCGUCAGCUAAAAUUCUUGCUCCUUGAAGCAAAACAGCUUGAGCAGUGGAUAGUCAAUAGGAUUCGUUCCUAUAUCUUGAGCGUUUAGUUCUAAAAUUUUGUUAUCAUUUGAAGAAUAUCCCUAUGGAGAUUCCAUAUAUUGGCACCGUGAAAUCAAUUGAGUUGCAACAAUGUGGCCGUUCUGUCGUCGCUUCUGCCAAGGAUAUUCAAGAAUCCAAGUACUUAAGCCGAAACGGUAAUUUGAAGAUCAAAAUUGAAGGAUGUGAAUAUGAUGAAUCAUAGUGCGCAUACGCAUAGAAGUUACUGGGAGGAAUAUCUCAAAGUAUCCAGUCCAAUGGUGAAUUACAAGCUAAGGAAGAUCAAGUUGAAGAUGAUAGAUGACUUUUUUUUUUUUUUUUU
This is a messenger RNA of Ipomoea nil (Japanese morning glory), 1265 nucleotides long. RefSeq names its product putative late blight resistance protein homolog R1B-23. The transcript has 2 exons. Gene Ontology annotation, biological process: protein folding. Gene Ontology annotation, molecular function: alpha-tubulin binding. Lineage: Eukaryota; Viridiplantae; Streptophyta; Magnoliopsida; Solanales; Convolvulaceae. The record is from RefSeq and is a predicted model, not a curated record. The coding region runs from base 58 to 954 and encodes 298 amino acids.